AUGUAUGCUGAUAGCAGCUUUCCCUCGCCGACGACAGAGGGAUCGGGCACCGCUACUGGCGGCCUGGGUGAGGAGGAGCAGGAGAAAGGGGAGGACGAUGUCAUUGACCCCAGCUUUCUUUCUACUUUUGAUAAUGAUGAAAGCAUAGACUACGGUGGUGGUGAGGCAACUCCUGAUCUGUACGCUGUACUUGGCGUGGGGAAGGACGCCUCAGAAGCCGAGAUUCGGGCAGCGUAUCAUCGUCUAUCACGCUUUUUACACCCAGACAAGCAUGUCGCCUCAACUGAAGCCGACUCUGUUCCCGGUGAUGGAGGGAGCGCUGCUAUUCUUGCGAACGCCGAGGCUGCUUUCGGCCGUCUUACUACCGCCUACAAUAUUCUCUGCGAUCCUCACAAGCGCGCAAUUUAUGACCAAUAUGGAUUUCACGGUAGGUACUGUCAUACACCGAAAUAA
Messenger RNA from Dibothriocephalus latus, 453 nucleotides. NCBI's taxonomy places the organism in Eukaryota, Metazoa, Platyhelminthes, Cestoda, Diphyllobothriidea, Diphyllobothriidae. The record is from the annotation of a GenBank genome assembly.